Messenger RNA from Rhododendron vialii, 5592 nucleotides. RefSeq lists its product as uncharacterized. Gene Ontology annotation, molecular function: protein binding. The coding region runs from base 59 to 5110 and encodes 1683 amino acids. The transcript is spliced from 20 exons. Lineage: Eukaryota; Viridiplantae; Streptophyta; Magnoliopsida; Ericales; Ericaceae. Gene Ontology annotation, cellular component: mitochondrion. The record is from RefSeq and is a predicted model, not a curated record.
AACACCACCUAAAACACCCUCGCUCUCUCGCUCUCUCUCUCUCCCUGUGGGCUGUGGUAUGAUGAUGAUGAUGAAGAUUCCCCAAUCGUGUAUACCAAUUUCACGUACCAGUCAAUGUGGCAUUUCUAGGGUUUUCAGGGUCCUAUUUUGCACCACCGGUACGGUGACUCCCUCUUCGUCAAAAGACACUCUUUAUCGUAGUCUUGUACAAUUUGGGAAACCUACGCCUGGGUUUUCGAUUCAAGGAGUACUCGACCAAUGGGUGGAAGAAGGAAGAGCCUUGGAGCGUGAAGAUCUUAGGGUUACCAUCAAGCAACUCAGGAAAUUCAAACGUUUCAAAGAAGCCCUGAAGGUAUCUGAAUGGAUGAGCGAUAAAAGAUUUCUUGAUCUGUUACCUGGAGAUGUUGCGGUGAGGUUGGAUUUGAUAUCGAAGGUACACGGCCUAGAGCAUGCAGAGAAGUAUUUUAGUAACAUUCCUAUCACUUUAAUAGGCGUACAUGUGUAUGGUGCUCUGUUACACUGCUUUGCCCAUGCAAAAAACGUAGAGAAAACAGAAGCCGUCAUGCAGAAGAUGAGGGAGCUGGGCUUUGCUAAAACAGCACUUACUUAUAAUGUCAUGCUGAAGCUCUACUCAGACAUGGGAAAUCAUGACAAACUAGAUUCCCUGAUGCAAGAGAUGGAAGAGAAGGGCAUAGCUGGUGACAAAUUCACAUAUAAUACUCGGUUAAAUGCAUAUGCAUAUGCUUCUGAUUUAGAUGGAAUGGAGAAGCUUCUGAUGAAGAUGGAAGCUGACCCUGUGGUCACUAUGAGCUGGCAUGCGUAUGUUGUGGUAGCAAAUGGUUACUUGAAAGCUGGUGCAGUAGAAAAGGCUUCAUCAAUGCUAAAAAAGUCAGAGCAACUCGUUAGGGGUAAGGAGAGAAGGUUUGCGUACGAAGUUAUACUCUCAUUGUAUGCAAGUAUUGGGAACAAGAAGGAAGUGUACCGUAUAUGGCAACUGUACAAGACAUCCGGGAGAAUCUACAAUAUGAGCUAUAUUAAUAUGAUUAGCUCACUAGUAAAGUUAGACGACCUUGACAGCGCAGAAAAGAUAUUGGAGGAAUGGGAAGCUGUGAAGGAGAAUUUUGAUUCUCGAGUUCCAAACGUUCUUAUCAGUGCUUUUUGCAAAAAGGGUCUUUUAGGAAAUGCUGAAUUGAUUGUAAACAGGCUCAUGGAGAGUGGCAUGGAGCCGAUCGCGGCCAUAUGGCAGCACUUGGCAGCUGGAUAUCAUGAAAAUGGUGAGGGUGAAAAGGCUUUGGAGACGAUGAAGAAAGCAAUUGCGGCGAGUCAUCCGGGAUGGAAGGCAAAUCUUGCAACUGUGGCUGCUUGUCUAGAAUAUUUGAAAGGGAAGGUAAGCAUAGAAGCGGCAGAAGAGUUUAUUGAAUUACUGAAGGAAAAGGGUUGUAUACCAACGGAGCUUUGCGACAAAUUCGUUGCGGAGUGCCAAGUUAGAAUCCAAUGCUCUCCAAGUUUUGGUCAUUUGGGCGGGAAGUUGCACAACAGGAUUACAACUUUUGCAAAUGACCGAGAUGAUCGGUUAUGGAGUAAUUGGCUCGCGUACAAGAGAAUGACGUCCAUUGUAUUUGGAUGGAAUGGGUUGAGAAGAAUUAUUUGUCGCAUAAGGUCCCAAAUCACAAAGUUAGGGUGGAGACUUUUCUUUUCUCCUAUGGUUAGGCGUAGACUCAUACAGGAUCCGAGCCCAUCAAAGCCUUUAUGUCCUUGGGAUACAAGUCUACGCCUAUGCCAUAGGAGAAAGGAAAAGUCAUCACCCCAACUUCAUGAUUUGGGACCCUAUGCGACAAAUAAUUCUUCCCAACCCACUCCAUCCAAAUACGAUAGUAGGAGGGGUGUGGAAGAAUGUUUUUCUGUCCUUGAAGGGUCAAGGAUUCGGUUUAGCAAGGGUUACGUUUGCAAAAGUGGUCAUCCUGUUGUGCAACUUCCCACCCAAAUGAUCUCUCAAUGCUUGGAGACUGAAGCACCCAGCCAUGCAAGGAAGGUAGAAGUAGAUAAACCUCAAAUCGUCCUUUCUAAGUUCGAUACAGGCAAGGAUGUGGCAGCUCUACUGAAUAUCAUCACCGGGAAGCUUGCAUGCUCUAGAAGAAACACAAAGGGGCAUACACAAGUCCAGAAUGCAUUGAAGGCAAACAAUUGUAUGAAUUUUGUGGAUGCAUCACUUACUUUGUGCUCUACUGUUGUGAUUGCAAAUCCUAGUGAAAUCAGUGUGUCAAAUCCAGAUCCUUCUUUGUGGAAAGCUAUUGAUAUACUAUGGGACAAUGUAAAGUAUGGAGUCAAACUAGAGGGACUAAAUGUGGGGCGGGGGGGUGGGGUUGGGUUGUUUGAGUUUGCAAUACUAUGGGACAAUUAUGGGGCAGUAGUUGAUGCUUUCAUUGCAAACAAGAAGAGUAAGAGGUAUCAGUCGAAAUUUGGUUUCAUUAGAUUUUCAACUUUGGAGGAAGUUUGGGGGGGGGGGAUAAAUUUCUUGGAUGACAUUAUUGGAGAGAAAAAUUUACUGGUGAAAAUGGCAUCUUAUGGUGCGUCAAACAAACUAACUAGCAGGAGUGGAAGCCAUGGGGGUACUGAGAUGUUCAGGAGAAGCGCGAUAAAUUUCUUGGAUGACAUUAUUGGAGAGAAAAAUUUACUGGUGAAAAUGGCAUCUUAUGGUGCAUCAAACAAACUAACUAGCAGGAGUGGAAGCCAUGGGGGUACUGAGAUGUUCAGGAGAAGCAAACAAUUGGGCUGGUCGAGAUUAUUCAGCAAAGAAGUUAGAAGUGAAUUCCAAGAUAAUAUAGGUGAAGGAGAAGUUAGUGGGAAUGAGUUGCUUGACAGAAGUGCAAUGGCUACUCUUCACUCACCACCAUCAAUGGAGUCCAUCAAGGAGGUUCUGCAUUGUGAAGGAGUCCCAAAUAUUCAAGUAAGAGACAUGGGUGGUCUUAAUGUGAUUGUAACUUUUCCAUCCAUUCCUGUUAUGAACUCGAUGAUUAAAGGGGGAAAGGUCUGGGAAGUGGUGAACAAAGUAAUUCAAUUAGAAAUCAAUCCUAAGAUGUUUGAUGUGGGGGUGGUGGAAGAGCAAGUGGUCAUCACUGGGCACGUGGUUGAAAAUUGCAGCUCCAAAGGUAAUCCAGAAGGAGAUGACAGGGGGGGCAGUUCUGCUAUUUCAAUACUUGUACGUUCUACCAUCAUAGUGUCUGUCUAUUACUCCCACGAAGGUAUUUUGUUUCCUUUUGGCCUUGACGGAGAUCAUGAGGAUGUGAAUGCUCCAGUCGCUUCUCCCCCUUCUUCUCCUAUAUUGGUCCCUCUUGCACUCGUACUGCAUACAUGUUGGGCUUUGUUAUUCUCCUAUGAGUAUUAUAAAUUACCCGUUACUGUUUUGUAUUAUAUUCGAUUUUUGUGCAACAACAAUGAUUGGAUUAAGCUAAUAGAGUUUUACACAAAGUCCGUCCUUGAUCAAACUACCAGUGUUACUGCAACUUGCAAGUCGGUUUCGAUCGUCACAUUGUUAAGACCGUUCUCCAGAAUUAUGCUCUCUCUCUCCCCCUGUGGUUUGAUGAUGAUGAUGAAGAAGAUUCCCCAAUCGUCUAUACCAAUUUCACGUAACAGUAAAUGUGGCAUUUCUAGGGUUUUCAGGGUUCUAUUUUGCUCCACCGGUACGGUGACUUCCCCUUCGUCAAAAGACACUCUGAAUCGUAGGCUUGUACAAUUUGGAAAACCUACGCCUGGGUUUUCGGUUCAAGGAGUACUCGACCAAUGGGUGGGAGAAGGAAGAGCCUUGGAGCGUGAAGAACUUAGGGUUACCAUCAGGCAACUCAGGAAAUUCAAACGUUUCAAAGAAGCCCUGGAGGUAUCUGAAUGGAUGAGCGAUAAAAGAUUUCUUGAUCUGCUACCUGGAGAUGUUGCGGUGAGGUUGGAUUUGAUAUCGAAGGUACACGGCCUAGAGCAAGCAGAGAAGUAUUUUAGUAACAUUCCUAUCACUUUAAUAGGCGUACAUGUGUAUGGUGCUCUGUUAAACUGCUUUGCCCGUGCAAAAAACGUAGAGAAAACAGAAGCCGUCAUGCAGAAGAUGAGGGAGCUGGGCUUUGCUAAAACAGCACUUACUUAUAAUGUCAUGCUGAAGCUCUACUCAGACAUGGGAAAUCAUGACAAACUAGAUUCCCUGAUGCAAGAGAUGGAAGAGAAGGGCAUAGCUUGUGACAAAUUCACAUAUAAUACUCGGUUAAACGCAUAUGCAUAUGCUUCUGAUUUAGAUGGAAUGGAGAAGCUUCUGAUGAAGAUGGAAGCCGACCCUUUGGUCACUAUGAGCUGGAAUGCGUAUGUUGUGGUAGCAAAUGGUUACUUGAAAGCUGGUGCAGUAGAAAAGGCUUCAUCAAUGCUAAAAAAGUCAGAGCAACUUGUUUGGGGUAAGGAGAGAAGGUUUGCUUACGAAGUUAUACUCUCAUUGUAUGCAAGCAUUGGGAACAAGGAGGAAGUGUACCGGAUAUGGCAACUGUACAAGACAUCCGGGAGAAUCUACAAUAUGAGCUAUAUUAAUAUGAUUAGCUCACUAGUAAAGUUAGACGACCUUGACGGCGCAGAAAAGAUAUUGGAGGAAUGGGAAGCUGUGAAGGAGCAUUUUGAUUCUCGAGUUCCAAACGUUCUUAUCAGUGCUUUUUGCAGAAAGGGUCUUUUAGGAAAUGCUGAAUUGAUUAUAAACAGGCUCUUUGAGAGUGGUGUGGAGCCAAUCGCGGCCAUAUGGCAGCACCUGGCAGCUGGAUAUCAUGAAAAUGGUGAGGGUGAAAAGGGUUUGGAGACUAUGAAGAAAGCAAUUGUGGUGAGUCAUCCGGGAUGGAAGGCAAAGAUUGCCACUGUGGCUGCUUGUCUAGAAUAUUUGAAAGGGAAGGGAAGCAUAGAAGCGGCAGAAGAGUAUAUUGAAUUACUGAAGGAAAAGGGUUGUAUACCAACAGAGCUUUGUGACAAAUUCGUAAAGAAGAUGCGGAGUGCCAAGUUAGAAUCCGAAGCAUGUGAUCUCAUGGGAGGGGAUAAGCAGGCUCUGGAGGGAGAACAAAGCGGCAAGGAGUUGAAGGGAGAAAUUAUUAGCUGAAGCAUUCUGAAAAUGAAAGCUUCAGUUUUCCAUUUCGGAUUUGUUGGCAUGCAGUUAUUUCCAUUUCAGAUUUAUCCUUUAGAUAUGAUAAUUGGAGUGAUAACGGGUGCAGUGUUGAUUUUUUAUUCAACUCAAAAUAGUAAAUUCCACAAUGCUUAUGCAGGAAACUAACUUAUUCCAAGGACACGGCUGCUCUACAGAGCCACAUCCAGACAAGGCGGAUAUGGAUCAAAAGGCAUGAUCUCUUCAACAUAACGUCAGAAUAUCUUCUAUCAAAACCUGUAUCUCCCCGAGUUCUUCAUGAAUUUGGUAGUGGAUUUACGCACUUGAUCAAAGUAUGAUGUUUAGAAUUAGUCAUCCUAAAAAUUGAAUUGGGUUAAGUCGUUGACCAUGGUAUCUACUGGCCAUUUUCCAGUUUGAGGAUUGUGAUACCAUUUCUGGGGAAGACGUAAAUUUCAUUAUAUAAUAUUGUACUUGUGAUG